UACUUCAUCACCCCCACAUUUCUCCUCUUCUUCUUCUUCUUGGUUUUUUAAUAUAAAUAUAUAUUUUUUCCCCUCUCUAACUACCUUCUUAGUCAGCGUCUACAAUGGCUGAUCCUGGUUCUGCCUCUGGAAGGAGAAUGUGGUGUUCAAUUCCCGAAAGACUCCAGCUGCAUGGGGCCAUGUUGGCCUUGCAGUUUGGUUAUGCUGGUUUUCAUGUUGUUUCUAGGGCUGCCCUUAAUAUGGGAAUUAGCAAGCUUGUGUUUCCAGUUUACAGGAACAUCAUUGCUUUGCUUCUUCUUCUUCCUUUUGCCUAUUUCUUGGAGAAGAAGGAGAGGCCUGCAAUAUCCCUAAAUUUCCUUCUCCAGUUCUUCAUGCUUGCGCUUGUUGGAAUAACAGCAAACCAGGGAUUCUACUUGCUGGGACUAGACAACACAUCCCCUACCUUCGCUUCAGCAAUUCAAAACUCUGUCCCAGCAAUUACCUUUCUCAUGGCAGCCAUACUCCGGAUAGAAAAAGUGAGAUUAAACCGAAAGGAUGGUAUAGCAAAGGUGGCGGGAACAAUCUUCUGCGUUGCCGGAGCCUCAGUGAUCACUCUAUACAAAGGUCCGACCAUAUACAGCCCAUCACCGCCACUACAGAGCUCCGCAGCAGAAUUGUUUCCAUCACUUGGUGAUGCAAAAGGGAAGAACUGGACUCUUGGUUGUAUCUACCUCAUCGGCCAUUGUCUCUCCUGGUCCGGUUGGCUUGUGUUGCAAGCUCCGGUGCUCAAGAAGUACCCGGCUCGGCUCUCUGUCACAUCCUACACGUGUUUCUUUGGAAUUAUACAGUUUGUGAUUAUUGCUGCUCUUGCUGAGAGAGACUCACAGGCUUGGAUCUUUCACAAUGGUGGUGAGAUCUUCACCAUCUUGUACGCGGGAGUGGUAGCAUCAGGGAUAGCCUUCGCUGUACAGAUAUGGUGCAUUGACAGAGGUGGCCCUGUGUUCGUUGCUGUUUAUCAACCUGUUCAGACCCUUGUUGUCGCUAUCAUGGCCUCCGUUGCUUUAGGCGAAGAGUUCUACUUGGGAGGGAUCAUUGGGGCGGUGCUGAUCAUAGUGGGAUUGUACCUAGUUUUGUGGGGCAAAAGCGAAGAAAGGAAAUUUGCACAAUUGGAAAAGGCUGCGAUUCAGUCCACAGGAGGAGCAGAGCACUCCAACAUCAGGACACAAGCCCACAUCAAGACCUCUCUCACUCAGCCACUUCUUCCUUCUUCCACCGAAAAUGUUUAACCAUCAAGGCCCUAACUUUUGCAUUUUUAACUACAGCUUUUUGGCCUUGAAAAAACCAAAAAAAAAAAAAAAAGUACUGCCCUAUAUCAGAAAGCUUGUGUGUGUAUGAAAUUUUCUUUUCUUUUCUUUUUCUUCCUUUCCUUUUCCCUUUUUUGCCAAUCGCUAUAUGAUCAGUAGCUAGGGGAUUUUGGAAAAUUAAGGAGAUCUCUGUUAGGGGGAUGAUAUAUGAAGAUCAUUUGUCACAUUAUGUGGGCCUCAGGGGUCUUGUGAAAGUCCCUUAUGCUUCUAUUGUUAAUUUUAUGGUUUGCUUUACGAAGAAAUAUUUAAAGAUUUGCACAUUGUGAA
Ziziphus jujuba (common jujube) is the source of this 1610-nucleotide messenger RNA. Its product is annotated as protein WALLS ARE THIN 1. The record is from RefSeq and is a predicted model, not a curated record. The coding region runs from base 105 to 1265 and encodes 386 amino acids. Lineage: Eukaryota; Viridiplantae; Streptophyta; Magnoliopsida; Rosales; Rhamnaceae. Gene Ontology annotation, molecular function: transmembrane transporter activity. The transcript has 6 exons. Gene Ontology annotation, cellular component: plasma membrane.